This is a messenger RNA of Paracoccidioides brasiliensis Pb18, 348 nucleotides long. RefSeq lists its product as uncharacterized. The record is from RefSeq and is a predicted model, not a curated record. Gene Ontology annotation, cellular component: nucleus; TRAPP complex; cytoplasm. The coding region runs from base 1 to 348 and encodes 115 amino acids. The transcript is spliced from 2 exons. Gene Ontology annotation, biological process: endoplasmic reticulum to Golgi vesicle-mediated transport.
AUGGGCUCCCCCUCCAUCGCUUGCAUUGGCAUCAUUGGAAAACUUAACGAGCCUCUCCAUAUUUCAAUAUUCCCACCCCAUGAAGCCUCCAGGCUCGAGCUCUCACUUCUCUUAAACUCAUGUCUCGACCUCUUUGAGAUACGCCGGAAGCACACAUCGGUUGAUCAGGAUUUGGGUUUGUUGCAUGCCUUUGACGAACGAUUCGCAGCCUAUGGCUGGCUCACAAACACCGAUGUGAAAUUUUUAAUAAUCGUGGAUAUGAGCGGGCAACCCGUAUCGGGAAGGGAUGAGAAGAAAGUCCCACCCCUUGUUGGCCUUCGCGAUUCAGAUUUGAAGCCGGCAAGUUGA